CAAGAAACUGUCGUCUUUUAUAUGGAUUGGUAGCUCUUCACACACUAGGUAACUUUGCUAGACAUGGAAUGAAUCCAAGAUGCUAGCUGGGUUGUUAGCACUAAUUACUUUAAUGCCCAUCUUCUGUGUAUAGCUAGUGUUCCAGGUGCUAAAGAAACUGAUUACCCAGUAGAUGAGUCACUAAAAAGUUUUGGAUUGGAAAGUGACAAAAAACUAAGUGAUCAUGAAGAACAACAGUUUGCUGUUUACAGGUGUACAGGUGUUCCAAGUUUGUCUUCUUCACCUGAAGGAUCUGUAAAAGGUGAUGGAGAACAUGACAAGGAAAUAGUAGACCAAGGAAUUGAAGCCAAAAAUAGCAUUAUUACAGAGAAGAAUGAUAACCAGAAACCCUGGAAAAUAAUAACAGAAUCUGAAUUGAUAAAAGAGGAGGAAUGUGUCGAAACACCAGAUAAGGCAAUAGACUUGGAUAACUUGGAAGAGAUGAGCAGUGCUUUACCAACUGUGUGGUUAGGAUCCCAACGAGGAAGGAUCUACAUACACUCUGCAGUAGCUCAUUGGAGGCGUUGUAUACUCUCCAUAAGACUAAAUGACUCAGUGCUCAGUAUUGUCCACACUAGAGGGAGAGUAUUUGCAGCACUUGCUGAUGGAACUGUGGCAGUAUUCCAUAGAUGUGAAGAUGGACAGUGGGACCUGAAUAACUACCACAUAGUAGACUUGGGUCAUCCUCAUCAGUCAAUUAGAUGUUUGUCUGUUGUAGAUGAGCAUUUGUGGUGUGGUCACAGGAAUCGAGUUCAAGUUCUAGAUGCAAAGACUUUAAACCUGACUAAGACAUUUGAUGCACAUCCUAGAAAAGAAAGCCAAGUUCGACAGAUGGUACGAGUAGGGGAUGGAGUGUGGAUUGCCAUACGGUUGGACAGCACUCUUAGGUUGUACCAUGCUCAAACAUAUACUCAUCUACAAGAUGUCGAUGUUGAACCCUAUGUCAGCAAAAUGCUCGGUGCAGGAAAACUAGGUUUUUCUUUCGUACGAAUAACAGCAUUACUUGCUUCCUGUAAUCGACUCUGGCUUGGAACGGGAAAUGGAGUCAUCAUUUCAAUACCUCUCUCACCAGAUUUUACAAAAACCUGCAGUGAUGACAGAGAAAGUAACAAGGAUGUUGCUACUUCGUUGAAGUUUAUUCCUUAUUGCUCAAUGGUACAAGCACAGUUGUCAUUUCAUGGUCACCAGGAUGUGGUUAAGUUUUUUGUUAGUGUACCAGGACAAAGUCGAAAGAAACCAGAGAACAGUGAAGAUGUUAAAGCUGAAGUUCAUCCACAAAAAAUGUUAAUUAUUUCUGGUGGUGAAGGGUACAUCGAUUUUCGUGUUGGAGAGGAUGAAGAACAAACAGAAGAUGCUGUUGUGGAGAACAAACAUUUUUCUACAUCUAAGGGAGAACAAAGUCAUUUGAUUGUUUGGCAAGUGACAGCCAUCUAAUAAUUAACUACAUCAGGUUGUUGGCCAGUCAUUGUCAUGUUGAUCUUGUAUCAGAUUGAUUUGCCAAUCUGAUAAUUACUACUGAUUGCUUUGUCUACCACUGUGAUUAAGAAGAUUACUCUUUAUAGUUUUUCAAUAAAUUUUGCAAUAAGCAAGGUACAUGAACAGAAACUUUGUUUGUUAAAGUGCAAGAUUUUUUUAAGUAUUUGUUAUGGAAUGUAAAACAUGUGGGAAAAAUAUAAUAUAAUUAUUAACACAAAAUUAUUUGGUGCUUGAUACCAGUGCUUAAGUGUAUGUAAAAAAUAAAUUACAAGGAAUAUUACUGUUUUAAAUUAUGGUAAUUCAAGACAAAAGGUGGUAAGAAAUUCUGUCAACAAUUUAAACAUAAUCCAUUGAGAUUUUAUGUAAAUGUAUAUUUAUUCUAUAACCAAGUUCAGAGAAUUCCACACGUAUCCAGCACCAGUGAGCCUUAUCUGUAGGGCAUUAUGUAUAUGUUGAGGACCACACAGAAGUGCAGUUUUCAAAAAAUUUUGAUUUCAUGUUUAGAAACUGUAAUUCAAGGCUGUUGUUAUGUGUCAUCAUCCUUACCAGUUCAAGUUAAGUUUAUCUUUUUUUCUGUAAGCAUGGGAUUUAACUAAUCUUUAAAUAUACAUUUUCCACAAAAUGUACAUGUAACUAAUUCCUCAGUAUUUCUUUUCGUGGAUGUAAUUGAUAGCUUUGUAUGUUUUCCUUCACAUAUAGCUUCCUCUAAACAGCAAAGGGGACAUAUUGGAUGUCACCAGUAAACCUAACUGUUGUGUAAAAUUUAACAUAUAUUUCUUUUCUAAUAAAGAUCCUGUGAUGACUUUAUAAUUUUGUAAUGUCAAAAUUCAUGUCAAAACACCAAUUUAUGCUUUUGCUCUUGACAAACAUGUAUGUAAGGUUAUUGAUUGAUUUUUCUGAUGUAAUUAUUACUUUGCAACUUUCUCUCCCCCUCCUCCCCACAUAUAUCCACAUAAGCAAAAUAAUAAAACAUCUGUCUAAAAAUGC
This is a messenger RNA of Limulus polyphemus (Atlantic horseshoe crab), 2502 nucleotides long. Its product is annotated as C-Jun-amino-terminal kinase-interacting protein 4-like. Lineage: Eukaryota; Metazoa; Arthropoda; Merostomata; Xiphosura; Limulidae. Bases 481 to 1473 code for a protein of 330 amino acids. Gene Ontology annotation, biological process: vesicle-mediated transport. Gene Ontology annotation, molecular function: signaling receptor complex adaptor activity; JUN kinase binding; MAP kinase scaffold activity. The transcript is spliced from 12 exons. The record is from RefSeq and is a predicted model, not a curated record. Gene Ontology annotation, cellular component: cytoplasm.